This is a messenger RNA of Oldenlandia corymbosa var. corymbosa, 1622 nucleotides long. Lineage: Eukaryota; Viridiplantae; Streptophyta; Magnoliopsida; Gentianales; Rubiaceae. The record is from the annotation of a GenBank genome assembly.
AAAAAAAUAUACACUCCUUUUACUCUUUUCAAGCACAUCCAUUUCCGGGUUUACUUCGCAGUCUUCCCCAAUAGUGAGAAUACAGAAGCGAGAAAAUUCAACCCAUUUCCAGACUGUCCCAAGCAGCCAUGGAAUCCAAAUCAGACCCACCAAAUAGAAACCAAAUCAAUCAGCUUAUGGAGGACUGUCCCUCUUCUUCCUCUACUCCUAAUCUCGAAUCAGACCCCGAAUUAUUGAUGCCCGAUUUCCCCGACGAAAUCGCCAUUGAAAUCAUUUCAAGACUGCCAGCUAAAUCCUUGGGGAAAUUCAAGUGUGUUUCAAAACCAUGGCUUUCUUUGAUCUCAAGCCAAGGAUUUAUCAAAACCCAUCUCGCCGAUUCAGCUGAAAGUGAUGAUUUUUCCCACCACCGUCUCAUCUUGUAUGAGUUCACGGACAAUAGAUUCCAACACCGGCUGUACUCUGCGAGUUCUUUGCUGAAUGAGGUGUUCGAUGAAACGACCGCUGCUGCUGAGGUAUUUAAUAUCGAUUAUAUAUUACAACCUUAUGAGUUAUUUUGGGUGGUAGAUUCUUGUAACGGACUUGUCUGCUUGAUUAAUAUGGAUAGGGAGUUGAUUUUGUGUAACCCUUGUACUAAGAAAUUUAAGAAAUUGCCUGGGUCUGAAAUCAGAAAAAGUAACACUCUUGGAUUUGGUUAUGAUUCCUUGAAUGACGACUAUAAAGUGGUUGAAUUUGUGGACAAUAAAGUCAAUAUGUACAGUGUUAAAACUAGUUCUUGGCGCAAGAUUGAGGAUUUGGAGGUCAUUACUCCAGCGUAUGACAAACCGGUGCAUUAUGUGAGUGGAACCUUUUAUUGGUCUACCAAUGAUGGAGUUGACGAUUGGAUGAUUGCUAGUUUCGAUUUGGGGAAUGAAACGUAUGGGAUCAUGGACCGUCCCCCAAAGAACAACGAUAGCUAAUAUGACUAUGGAUUUGGAGAGAUAGGAGGCUGUCUUUAUGUUAUCUAUGAUUAUGGAGGUACUCAUGUAGAUGUAUGGUUACGGAAGGACUCUUGGAUCAAAGUUCUUUCAGUUUCUGCUCGUUAUGGGGAUGAUCCUAUUUCUUACUUCAGUCAACCGGUUUGUACAUCAAAGAAUGGUGAAAUAUUGUGUGUUUUGCGCUCAACUUUGUAUCUUUGUGACCCAAAGACCAACACUUUGAGGAGGUAUCAUCAGGUAGAUUUUAUUCAAGAAGCGAAGAUGUAUGUUGAAAGCUUAGUUUCGCCCUAAUUGCCUUGCCCGUGAUGGAAAAGAGAUGUAAGUGGAUAACAAUGAUUAAAAGACUAAACUACAGAAAACGUCUCGUAUAUUUGGCCAAAAAAUUAUUUUCGUCCCGUACAUUUUAAAAUUCUCAUUUUCAUCCCAUUUUGUCCAAAAAACGAUAUUUUUCGACUAUUUACGUCCCAAGUCAAUUUUCCGUCUAAUUAACCGUCAAAAUGGGGGACAUUUUCGUCUUUAAGCCCUUUUUUAUUUUUCAGUAAUUAAGACAUAAAAUAAUAAUAAAAUUAAUUAAAAAUAUUUUUAAAUUUUAUAUCUUUUACCCGCUGGGGCCUAGUGAUAUAAUUUUUUAUUAUUAGCUACAGUAAA